Molecule: messenger RNA, 2152 nt
Organism: Erigeron canadensis
Lineage: Eukaryota; Viridiplantae; Streptophyta; Magnoliopsida; Asterales; Asteraceae
Product: ultraviolet-B receptor UVR8
Exons: 7
Coding region: 299-1906 (535 amino acids)
Source: RefSeq, a predicted model, not a curated record
CCCUUUUUUAUUCCUUCAUUCACCCAUCAAAUAUAUAUAGAUACAAAAAAUAUAUCCAUAUCAUCCACUUUUCUCUGUAAAUCAUUCUUCUCAAUUUAAAAUUUAUUUAACUAAUCUAAUUAAUAUCAUCCAUCCAUACAAAAUCAUCACAAUUCAAUCUUAAUUUGGUUUUGAUCACAUACAAAAGAUUCUGUUUUAUCUGGUUUUUGGGAAUUGGGAUUUUGAGUCAAGCAAUAACUCAAGCAGUUAAAUCUUAUCAUCUUGAUUAAUUUGGGCACUGCAGAAUUGAGCAGUGCCCAUGGAAGCCACCACUAGUGAGACACCAAGUAUGCAAUACCACAACUUUCCUGAACAACCGAUCCCUACGACAGUAAUGUCUCCCAGCCCGUCUUUUGAUCGACAAACCCGUCAUUGUUUUGGAGACGAAACACCCGGAGAAUUUCCAUUAUCUGCAAACCCUUCAAUUGUUCUUCAUGUUCUCACUGCUUGUAAUCUUGACCCCCAAGAUUUAGCAAAAUUAGAGGCUACAUGUUCUUUCUUUAGGCAACCUGCCCAUUUUGCCCCUGAUCAUGAGCUCUGUUUAUCUGAGCUUGCAGCUCUUGAUAUGUGCCAAAAAAGAGCAAUCUUUAAACCCAUGACUUCAGAAAAACGCGAAGAACUGAAAUUGCGAUGCGGGGGCUCUUGGAAAUUGGUUCUGAGAUUCUUGCUGGCUGGGGAAACUUGCUCUAGAAGAGAAAAGUCCCAGGCUAUAGCAGGACCGGGUCAUAGUAUUGCUGUGACUUCAAAAGGUUCUGUUUAUACUUUUGGGUCUAACAACUCGGGCCAACUUGGUCAUGGUACCAUUGACGAGGAGGCAAAGCCCCGCAUAAUCAGAUCUUUGCAAGGAAUUCGUAUUAUACAUGCAGCAGCUGGAGCGGGCCGAACAAUGCUCAUCAGUGAUUCUGGGCAGGUUUACGCCUUUGGAAAGGACUCAUUUGGGGAAGCCGAGUAUGGAGUUCAAGGAAGUAAACAAGUUAGCACUCCUCAAGUAGUUGAUUCUUUGAAAGAUAUAUUUGUGGUACAAGCUGCAAUUGGAAACUUCUUCACGGCUGUAUUAUCACGAGAAGGAAGAGUCUACACCUUUUCCUGGGGAAAGGAGAACAAACUUGGUCAUCAAACCGAACCAACUGAUCUUGAACCACACCCGUUGUUGGGUCCACUUGAAAAUAUUCCUGUGGUCCAGAUCGCGGCAGGUUAUUGCUACCUUCUUGCUUUGGCUUGUCAACCAAGUGGCAUGUCGGUUUACUCAGUUGGAUGUGGUUUAGGAGGGAAAUUGGGCCAUGGGACCAAGAAUGAUGAGAAGCAGCCAAGAUUGAUAGAACAGUUUCAGACUUUGAAUCUGCAGCCUAUGGUGGUUGCGGCCGGUGCAUGGCAUGCGGCCGUGGUUGGUACUGAUGGCAGGGUUUGUACAUGGGGUUGGGGCCGAUACGGCUGUUUAGGCCAUGGGAACGAAGAUUGUGAUUCAGUUCCGAAAGUGGUUGAAUCUUUAAGCAAUGUAAAAGCUAUACAUGUUGCCACAGGGGACUAUACUACUUUUGUAGUUUCUAGCGAUGGAGAUGUCUAUUCUUUUGGCUGUGGAGAGUCAUCAAGCCUUGGACAUAAUUCUGCAGAACCUGAUGCACAGGGAAAUAGGCACGCUAAUGUUUUGAGCCCGAAAAUGGUGACAUCAUUGAAGCAAAUUAAUGAAAGGGUGGUGCAAAUAAGCCUUACAAACUCAAUCUAUUGGAAUGCUCACACGUUUGCACUCACGGAAGCAGGAAAGUUGUAUGCGUUUGGAGCGGGGGACAAAGGACAGUUAGGGGUGGAACUUGUUGCUAACCAAACCGAAAGGCCGACUCCAGAGCGUGUCGUAGUUGAUCUCUGCUAGCCAAGUGAAGUUUAAUGAUGACUACUAAUCUCUCAACUGAUCACCAUAUGAUCAAAUGGUUAAUGUUUUUACUUUUUACUUUCAGUUUGUUCCUUCCAUGUCUAUUUGUGUACAUAAAAACAAAGAAGGAUUUGUGAAGAAUGUUUUUAGGUGGGGUAGGAAGUGCUAGUAGAAAAUUGUUGGGGGGCUUGAAGUAAAUGUCUUUUUAUGGUUUCUUAAGGAGUAAAUAUUAAUUGCAUUUGUGAA